AUGACGAUCACCUUACAAGAUGUGGCAGGCAUCUUGGGCUUGCCGACCGACGGUAUUGUCGUCAUCGGAUCGACCUCUGAGGAUUGGCACGCUGCUUGUGCUGCUGUUUUUGGACAUGUUCCAGAGGCCGGUGAGUUCCAUCAUUCCGGCGACCUCCGCAUCUCAUUCUUGGAUCGGCAUUAUACCCAGUGGACUGAUCAUGAGGGGAAUCAUGCUGCCGAGAUCUACUUCACAAAAGCCCACAUUGCCCGGAUGUUGGGGACUUGGUUGCUGGCGGACAAAUCUGGAGGUAGCAAUUUUGGUUGCCGGCUUGUCCCGUUGCUAGGUGGAGGAUUUGAGGACAUUAGCCAAUUCAGCUGGAGAUCUGCAGUUUUGACACACUUGUUCAGGAAUUUGUGUGAAGUGACAGAUGCCCGUCGAAGCGACAUGGGUGGUUGCCAUAUUCUCCUUCAAAUUUGGGCAUGGAUACGAUUCCCACCCAUUGCUCCACCCCUUCCUCCUCAUCCAGAGCCGGGCACACAUUAUGGAUGCCGGUUUAAUGUUGUACAAAAGUUUAAACCUCAUGAGGUCACCCAUUAUCGGGCAACAUUGGACACACUCUGUAGAGAUGAGGUGGUGUGGCAGCCAUAUAUAGAAUAUGAGUGGCGCGACGUGACUCCAGAGCAGCAGUAUCUGUGGCUUGCUGCCACACCUAUUAUCUACUUCCACACAGUAGAGGCAUGUCAACCGGAUAGGUGCAUGCGACAGUUCGGUCUUGAUCAACCCAUCCCCGAAAAAUCUAGAAAAUUGAGAGGAAUAUAUGAUCAUACUCUACGGGGGAAGGUUGAAGAGAACUGGAGACGUAAGCUGAGGGCUCACAUUGAUCGAUGGAAUACCAGGAUUCAACAUAUUGUGCUGCCAUCUCCAUUAUAUGGUUUGAUGUCACCUAAUCAUGCGUACAUAGAGUGGUAUAGAGAGAGGGGGAAACGCUACAUAUCUCGGAGGGCAGCAAAGAUAGGGCACAUGAUUGACGGUAUUGAAAUGCUUUAUCAUGUAACAACAACGGAGGAGUUUCCUCGCUUUGGACUACAGUAUAUCCACGAGGAGAUAGGCCAGAUUAUUGGGAUGUUUCGUGAGAGUUCAAGAGUUGAUGAGCCUGGACCUGAGGCAUCCCCCGUGCAGACACAGCCUGAUCCUCAGUUGAUCGUGGUUGUUCCUCGUAAUAGACGGGAGGGACGCGGAUUAGGACGUAGACGUGAGAGAGUUGUUGCUGAGCCUGUCCCGUUAUGGCACCUAGACCAGUGGUCCAGACUCAGGGAUGGUUCAGACCUCCAGUCAUUGGUCCUACUUACGGGUCACAACCGAUUUAUCAUCACGGAUCGCAGUAUGCAGCAGGUCCUAUUCAGGCGGCAUCUGAGCACCCUUACAUGA
Molecule: messenger RNA, 1410 nt
Organism: Gastrolobium bilobum
Lineage: Eukaryota; Viridiplantae; Streptophyta; Magnoliopsida; Fabales; Fabaceae
Product: serine/threonine-protein phosphatase 7 long form homolog
Exons: 4
Coding region: 1-1410 (469 amino acids)
Biological process (GO): meristem maintenance; meristem development
Source: RefSeq, a predicted model, not a curated record